Molecule: messenger RNA, 639 nt
Organism: Vitrella brassicaformis
Lineage: Eukaryota; Vitrellaceae
Source: the annotation of a GenBank genome assembly
CUGGCCGUACGACUUGUCUGCCCACGCAGCCUUGGUGCGCAGCUUCUCAACCAGGCGGCUGAAAAAACCGUUGGCCUCUCUGCCCCACACACCAUCCACCGUGACGCACAAGGGGGUGAAGUGGAUGGACUUGUCCUCGCACACAUGGCUGUGGUGGGCCUUCUUGGUCUUGGCCUUGCUCUUGAGGAUGGAGGCGGUGGAUUGCUUGCGGUAGGACGGUGCGUCAGCGUUCGUCACGCAUACGUCGAACGACACGUCCUUCUGCCUCUCCCACACCCCUCUCACCACCAUGUCCGUCCGCACCCCCUUCUCCCCCUCCUCCCCCUCCUCCUCGGGCUCCACGAUCACCACCUCCUUCCUGACCGCCGACUCGCCCCAAGCCUUGGCAGAAAGGUCGCACAGCACGUCCACCACCUCGUUGUGCCGCCGAAUCACCAACCCACCCACCCCACAGUUGAGGGCGUGGUCGAGCGAGUAUGCAGCCCCGCAGCCGUCGCAGUGGGUGGGCAUCUUGGGAGGUUCGUAGGCGUAUCGGAUGGCCAUGUUGUCGCGGAACUCGUCAGGCGUCAGGUCGGUGUGGUCCUCUGCAUCAGGGCGGCAAGUCACCCACCCGGCCGUCUUGGCCUCGAUCGCUCGGUG